CUGCCCUUCACUGACACCAUCCAAAAUGGCAGCGAGCAUUGGGAGCCUGUUCAGGACGUCUGCAAAGGUUGCAGCAGCAGGGCUGAAAGCUGCAGCAGCCUCUCAACAUGGAGCCUUCGGUGCUGCAAGGAUCCUCAGCGCUCCUGCACUGCAGACAGCCUGCUUCUCAACCAGCUCUUCCAGAUGGGCUGCUGCUGUCACUCAGCCCGCUCCUGCUUUUAAGGGCACGGCAGUCCACAACGGGGAGUUCAAGGAGAUGAGCCUCGCUGAUUUCAAGGGCAAAUACCUGGUCCUCUUCUUCUACCCGCUGGAUUUCACCUUCGUAUGCCCAACAGAGAUCAUCUCCUUCAGCGACAAGGCCAACGAGUUCCACGACGUCAACUGCGAGGUGGUCGGUGUGUCCAUAGACUCUCACUUUACCCACUUGGCGUGGAUCAACACUCCACGCAAGACUGGAGGUUUGGGCAACAUCCACAUCCCCCUGCUCUCUGACCUCAACAAACAGAUAUCAAGAGACUACGGGGUGCUGCUGGAGAAUCCAGGCAUCGCACUAAGGGGUUUGUUCAUCAUUGAUCCAAGUGGUGUGGUGAAGCACAUGAGUGUCAACGACCUGCCGGUGGGUCGUUGUGUAGAGGAAACCCUUCGUCUCGUGAAGGCAUUCCAGUUUGUGGAGACCCACGGCGAGGUGUGUCCGGCCAGCUGGACCCCCAAAUCCCCAACGAUUAAACCGACACCAGAAGGAUCCAAGGAGUACUUUGAAAAAGUCAACUGAGAAAGAUAAAGUCGUUAACACUUAUGUUAGUAGUAAAUGGGUCAUGUGUGU
This is a messenger RNA of Scomber japonicus (chub mackerel), 823 nucleotides long. It is a transcript of the gene prdx3, whose product is annotated as peroxiredoxin 3. Gene Ontology annotation, cellular component: cytosol; mitochondrion. The transcript has 7 exons. Gene Ontology annotation, molecular function: thioredoxin peroxidase activity. Gene Ontology annotation, biological process: hydrogen peroxide catabolic process; cellular response to stress; response to oxidative stress. The coding region runs from base 26 to 772 and encodes 248 amino acids. The record is from RefSeq and is a predicted model, not a curated record. NCBI's taxonomy places the organism in Eukaryota, Metazoa, Chordata, Actinopteri, Scombriformes, Scombridae.